CACACCCACGUUAUUUGGACUAAUUUGGAGAUGGUGUAGAGCACGAACGUUUUUUUUAUCGGUCCCGGUGAUACAUUUCAAGUGCAUGUUGACAGAUUAUACUGACAAAUUCACUCAAACGAAGUAGUGCAUCAACUGAUCCACGAUAAAAGCAUUAAAAAUGCCUAAAUUCCACAAGAUCGAGAUCAACAAGACUGAAUGGGAGGUGCCAGAAAGAUAUCAGAUGCUGGCACCAGUGGGUUCAGGAGCCUAUGGACAAGUUUGUUCUGCUGUUGAUCAAACGACAAAUCAGAAAGUCGCAAUAAAGAAGUUAGCCCGACCAUUUCAAUCAGCGGUUCACGCUAAAAGAACAUACAGAGAGUUGCGUAUGCUGAAGCACAUGAACCACGAAAAUGUAAUCGGUCUACUAGACGUGUUUCACCCCGCCUCCAGUCUUGAAGACUUUCAGCAGCUAUAUCUGGUGACCCAUCUGAUGGGAGCAGACCUCAACAAUAUCGUGAGAACACAGAAAUUGUCCGAUGAUCAUGUACAAUUCCUGGUUUAUCAGAUUCUAAGAGGAUUGAAAUACAUUCACUCUGCUGGAAUCAUUCACAGGGACCUGAAACCAUCAAAUAUAGCAGUGAAUGAAGACUGCGAACUGAAAAUCCUUGAUUUUGGACUAGCGAGACCAACUGAGAACGAAAUGACUGGUUAUGUAGCGACCAGGUGGUACAGAGCCCCCGAGAUUAUGCUCAAUUGGAUGCAUUACAAUCAGACAGUUGAUAUUUGGUCGGUCGGCUGCAUAAUGGCAGAGCUGUUGACUGGAAGGACCCUGUUCCCUGGCACUGAUCAUAUUCAUCAACUCAACCUCAUUAUGGAAGUUCUGGGCACUCCUCGAGACGAGUUCAUGACGAAAAUAUCAUCAGAGUCGGCUAGGAAUUAUAUAGAGAGUUUACCCCCCCUCAAGAAGAAAAAUUUCAAGGACGUCUUCCGCGGAGCAAAUCCCCUAGCUAUUGAUCUUUUGGAAUUGAUGCUAGAGUUGGAUUCAGAGAAAAGAAUAACAGCUGAACAGGCACUGGCUCAUCCGUAUCUAGUGCAAUAUGCCGACCCGACUGAUGAGCCAGUGUCUCUUCCCUACGACCAGAGCUUUGAGGACAUGGACCUUCCAGUGGAAAAAUGGAAGGAAUUAAUCUACCACGAGGUCGUUAAUUUUGUACCUCAACAGCUUCCCUCCACCUCCUCAUCCGGCGAGGCGCCAUAAUUAUAAUUCACAUAAUUUGCAUGAUCAAUUGAUGAUGGGUAAUACCGGUGGCCUAAUCAUAAGCAGCGUAAGAUAAUAAUUAAGAUUAUUCUAUUUAAAAUCGAAAUGUACAAACUAACAUUUAGUGUACAUAUAUUAGACGUCAUUUUUUAGAAAUGAUUGUAUGAUUCAACUCUACUUCGAUUAAUUUUUUUUGUUCUUUCUGGAUUUAAUACAGAGUAUAUAUUUUUUAUUCGAAUUUUGAGAUGGUAAAACCGCGUCGGAAGUGCAUCGAAUGGAUAAAAUGAGUGAUUGCGGAGAGAGGCAAGAUGAGAAGAAUAAAAAAUUAUUUUGAUUUUUUUUUCUAGUGAAAUCUUUCCCAUUUCCAAUAAUUACUUUGAUAAUAAGCUCAUCUUCAUAUCCUACUCUUAAUUGAUUAAUAUAAAUAUUAUUGUGUACUGUGUACACUCCAAACACUGGCCCAUUAACCGAUCUAGUCGAUUAAGGCAACUAUCAGGCAUAAUCUGUGCCCUACGUGCCACAGAGUUCCGUAGAUUCCACAAAACUUCACAUUUUUUUUUUUAAUAAUUUCCUGAUUGGAUACGAAAUCGAUUUAAUUAAGUGAAAAUCCACAGGGUGAGAUUUGUAUUUUCUUUCUCAAAGUUUAAUUUUUUUAAUGAAGAUUUAAAAAAGGAGAAUGUUCCUCUGCUGUAUGAAUUUUUAUUAAAAAUAAUUCAUUGUUAUCCUAGCGAUUCAUAAUAUUCUUUUUAUGAUCAGCAUUAUACUGUUGGUUUAUCAUUUUUUUUUUGAUCUGUUUAAUAUGCGAUUGAAGGAGAUGUCAGGGUAUGAAAAACUCAUUUGUAAGAAUUACGGUUGAAACUCAAAUUUUAUGUAAUCGAUCACUGUUAAUUUUCCUCCGAAAUAUAUAUGAUCUCAAAAAUCA
Fopius arisanus is the source of this 2162-nucleotide messenger RNA. Its product is annotated as mitogen-activated protein kinase 14B. The transcript is spliced from 8 exons. Gene Ontology annotation, cellular component: cytoplasm; nucleus. The record is from RefSeq and is a predicted model, not a curated record. Gene Ontology annotation, molecular function: ATP binding; MAP kinase activity. Lineage: Eukaryota; Metazoa; Arthropoda; Insecta; Hymenoptera; Braconidae. Bases 161 to 1240 code for a protein of 359 amino acids. Gene Ontology annotation, biological process: intracellular signal transduction; protein phosphorylation.